GGGGUUUCACUAACCAGCUCGUUGGCUCGACUAGCAGCAGCACAAGUGGGGCAGGAAAACUUUGACACACACCACUGACUAGUAUGAGCUUCAUCAUGCGUCCCAGAGAGUGCUCACUGAUUUUAAUUAUAAAACAUGAACGGCCUGCAGAGAUUAAACAAUCUUCGUUUCUUUAAAACAUAUAUGAACAAUAAGCCAUUUUAGCAUGAUUUCAAUAAAUCUUAAACGUGUAUAUGUUAUAUAAAAAUUAUACUGAAUAGAAAGAACAAGAUUCGUGCUAGCAAGAGGAGCAGCUGUGAAAUGCGGAUCAACCCCUGGAUCAGUAUUAAUGCUUUUUAUUCUCCCCAUUAAAGCAAUCCUAUAUAUAUAUGAGCGACACAUAUAGACAUUGUAAACAUAAGCCUUUAUUUCACACACAGGUACUGUAAUAGACUGCUUCAGUAUGAAAACGAGUCUGAUGGGGAUUGAUGAAGUGAAAAACGCUGGAAGUUAAUAUCCCCCUCCUUCGCCUGGCCACUGUCGCACACCUCCAGAGCAGCAGCAGCAUCAGCAGCUACAGCAGGAGCAGCAUCAGCCGCCGCUCUACCAGCAGCAGCACCGGCGGAGCGAGGCGGCGCAGAUCAGCGUGAGCAGGCAGGCGGCAGCAGCUGCAGACAAACACGAUGGUGGGAAGAAGGGGAGUAUUUUCUCCUGCCUGGUCGAUGAUCACCAUCAGCGAGCGCUAAGAGCAGAAGUAAGAGGAGGAGGAGGUGGUGUUGGUGGUGGUGCUGCUAGAGGUGGAGAGGAGCAGAAGGAGAACGAGAAGGAGAAGGAGGAGGAGGAGGGUCGACCGUGCACAACGGCGGAUCGCAUGGGCAGCAGGCGCGAGCAGGAGCAGGCGAACUUUGGACCAGCGAGCGGCGGCGGUGGUGGCCCGUCUCGGAGUGCGAGCAGCUCGGUUCUCGAGUUUAAUCAUUAUUACGGGAAUGGAAGAGGAUGGCCUUGCUUUGAUCAACAUGGCGGACAACAAAGCACAGCUAACUCGGGUAUGAUGAUGCAUUCGGGCCAGAACAACAUGGAUCAGAUGCAAAACUCGCACGAGGAGUACCACAAUAACCCCUACAGCCACUACCCCAACUACCGGCCCGGCUACGGGGCCGCCGGGUACGGUAUGAUGAGCCCUUCGCGGCAGGGAAACAUGAUGGGCCCGGGGAGCAGCAGCAACUCAUCCGCUGCCUCCGCUGCUGCUGCCGCCGCUCACGGCAAGGCUGCCCCGUCCCCCGUUGUUGUUGGCGGCGGUGGAGGAGGUGUCAGUGGUGGUGGUAGUGCUGUAAGUGGUGGAGGGGGCUUUCAGCGGUUCCCGGGACAAACUCAGCAGCAUCCUUCGGGGGCUACUCCGACUCUAAACCAGCUCCUGACUUCUCCCAGCCCGAUGAUGCGAGGCUACAGCAGCGGCUAUCAAGACUACAGCAGCCCCACUCAGCAACAAGCCAACAUGGGACUAAGCAAAGACUUGAGCUCCCAGUACAGCAGCACUGCGAGCCACGGCUGGGGAGGACAGCAGAGGAAUCACCCAGCUAUGAGUCCGGGCAACAACGGGCAAGGAGGAAACAGAUCCCAGCAGAUGAUGGCACUCUGCCCUGAAUUUCUGCACUUGCCAACCGUCGAGUCCUGUGCUCGCUAUCGUCAGCUCAGCAAGGUGUCGCCGAUGGACGCCAUGUCAAUGAAGCGUUCCCAGCUGUAUGGGAUGGAUAACAGCCCUUAUUCCCAGCAACAGCAGCAGCAGCAGACAGGCGGAGGCUACUCCACCCAGCCUUAUGGAUCUCCUGCACCACACCGAUACCCAAUGGGAAUGCAGGGGCGUGGACAGGUCGGCAUGGCAGGGAUGCAGUACUCUCAACAACAGCAGGUUCCAGCGCAGUACGGGCAGCAGGGUAUGGGCGGGUACUGCCAGCAGGGACAGCCUCCGUACUUCAGCCCUCCACAGCAGCAGCCUGCCGCUCCCUCUCAACCCCACUACAUGCAGCCCCGGGCUCCUCCUCAGCAGGACGCUCCACAGGAGGGUUAUGGUAACCGAGGUCAGCCUGCUAUAACUCCUGGGAAGCCAAAUCAUGAUGAGAUGGGUCUGAACCAGCAAGAUCGACCGUCCAGCCUUCCAGACCUGUCUGGCUCUAUAGAUGACCUCCCCACAGGUACAGAGGCAGGCCUCAGCUCAGCGGUCAGCGCCUCAGGCUCCACCAGCAGCCAGGGGGAUCAGAGCAAUCCCGCCCAGUCACCUUUCUCCCCCCACGCCUCACCCCGCCUCUCCAGCCUUCGCAGUGGACCCUCGCCUUCCCCGGUCGGCUCGCCUGUGGGCUCCAGCCAAUCACGCUCCGGACCCAUAUCACCGGCUAGUGUACCAAGUACACAGAUGGCCCCGCAGACCCCUGGGAACGUUUCAGAUGUGGGCUCCCAUUCCACCCUCAGUCAGUCCCCCAUGUCUCAAGAGAGGGGAUUUGCCUCUAACCUGCAGCGUACUGGCCCUGGCUCACAGUUUGGUCCCCAGCAGCCUGGGCCUGCCAUGUCCCCCCACCCGUCUCCUGGGGGCUCGAUGCACCACAGUGUGGGAUCCUACCAGCAGGGCGGCGCUACCUACGGGCCACAGAGUGGACAGUAUGGUCCUUCAGGUAACUACCCACGUCCAGCCAAUUACGGUGGAGCUCCUGGCCCCAGCUACAGUGGCCCCGGGCCAGGCAUGAGCCUGGGGAUGAACGCUAGCAGCCCUAUGCACGGGCAGGGCCCCGGGCAACCCUGUGGCUCCAUGCCGGCUGGAAGAGGCCCCGGUCAGCCAGCAAGCGGUCGUCCGUACCCAGCAGGAUCCAGCAGCGUGGCCCCUACCUCCCCGAAUAUGCCCCAGUCUGCUGGGCCUGGGAUGGGUCCCCCUCCACCCACGGUUACCCGUAAACCUCACGAGACCGGACCUGCACCAUGUCCACAGAACCCCCUCGCAUCCGUCCAGGCCAGGCCUCCAUAUGCCAGGUCCCCUGUAUACCUAGGACUAUCUGGGCCAGGGGGGAGACCGGCCCCCUUCACUUCCUCACAUUUUUCUCACCCGCAUCAUGUUCCAUACGGCAGUGGCCUGGGUCAGCCUCAGUCCGAGCAGUUUGGGUCAGGCGGGUACUCAGGAGGACCCUCUAUGGGUGGAAUGGGCCCUGGUGGCCUCUAUAACCAGCCGCCGGGCAGCAACUCCAACAGGAUGAGCCUGCAGGGUCCUGCAUACAACGCCAUGCCCUCUGGACCCAUGGCCAUGGGGGCAGGAGAAGGCAUGCCGCCCACUGACCCGAAACAGAGAACUGAGCACAAAGAGGAGAGCAGCAUGGCGAGCACAGAACAGCCUAAACCUAAGGACAGCUACAGCGCUCAGUGUGUGUCUCAGCCCCCCACCCCGUCCCCCCUCUCCCCCAGCCCUGCCAGCCUCUCCUCCAAUCACGGAGACGACAGUGACAGCAUUAGCAGCCCAGCCUGGCCAAAAACACCCACCAGCCCUAAGCUCAGCUCAGCCACCAUGACGAAUGAGAAGAUAGCGCGUCUGUAUGAAAUGGGCACAGAGCCAGAGCGGAAGACGUGGGUGGACCGCUACCUGGCCUUCAUGGAGGAGAGAGGCACCCCUGUACCCAACCUGCCUGCUGUGGGGAAGAAGCCUCUGGACCUGUGCUGCCUUUACAUGUGUGUGCGGGAGAUCGGAGGGCUGGCGAUGGUGAAUAAGAAUAAGAAAUGGCGUGAGCUCUCCACUGUCCUUAAUGUGGGUACAUCCAGCAGCUCAGCCAGUUCUCUAAAGAAGCAGUAUAUCCAGUACCUCUUUGCCUACGAGUGUAAGGUGGAGCGUGGAGAGGAACCCCCGCCGGAUGCCUUCGCCAUGGGGGACAGCAAGAAGCAGCAGCACCAGGCCAAGGUCCAGCCUCCAUCACCAGCAAACUCUGGAUCUCUCCAGGGACCUCAGACUCCGCAGUCAACAGGGAGCAGCUCCAUGACAGAAAUGCCUGGAGAUUUGAAGCCCCCAACUCCAGCAACCACUCCUCACAGCCAGAUGACACCGCAGCCGAGUGGCAGGAGCAGUGGUGUGAGUGUGCAGGAUCCCUUCUCGGAAAGCUGUGACCCUGCUUUCCAAAAGCGGGGCAACGUGCCCCCUGGUGUGAUGUAUCAGCAGAGUGCAAACGUUGGAGAUCCCAGUGUUCGAAUGCAGUACGACGCCAACAAGGAACCCUAUGGAGGUCCACGAAAGGGUGGCAGUGAUCCUUACAUGCCAGGACAAAUGCCCAGCAGUGGCAUACAGGACAUGUACCCACGUGGACCCUCUGGAGGGCAGGGUAUGGGCCCACGUGCCCAGUAUCCUUACAGCCCAAACUUUGAGAGAAGACCUGCCCAUGCGAUGGGUCCAGAGGGUGGAUUGGCAACCCCUGGGAAUCAGAACAACGUGAUGCCUUCCAACAGUGAUCAAAGCUUGUACUCAGGCAAUAGGUACCCCUCUCAUCAGAGGCAUGGACAUGAUGGUUAUGGCCAGCAGUAUCCCCAAGGCAUGCCGUACAGUGCUCAUGGAAUGUACCCACAGCCACAGGGCUACAAGAGGCCUGGGGAAGCGAUGUAUGGUCCCUCAGCAAAACGGCAUGAGGGUGAAGGCUUUGGAAUGCAGUACAGUGGCCAGCAACCAGACAUGUACGGCCAAUAUGGUAGUGCAUACCCAGAUCGCAGACCCAUGCAGGGUCAGUUCCCGUACCAGUAUAACCGUGAACGCAUGCAGCACGGAGGACAGGGUCCCCCCCAGCACGGCAUGAUGAGCGGAGGUCCAUCGUCCACUCCCAGCGGAGCACCUCAGGGUUGGCACCCCAGGACUGAAAUGGGCUUCCCAUACACAAGCAGACAGGGCCAUGGACCCCCAUAUUCCUCCAUGAACCGCGCAGAUGACCCAGAUGGCAGGGCAAAUCAGGACAGUCAGUGGCCAAGUCACCCUGGGCAGCGCCAGUCACCUUUUCCCUCCCAGUCCUCCUCCAGCUCCUUGCCCCCCAUGACAAACCGUCAACCUCCGGCCUCAUACCAGUCUCCUCCAUCCAUGCCCAACCACAUCGCACGUGCUCCAAGCCCAGCGCCCUUUUCUCGUCCCAUGGGGGGUUCCAUGUCCCCCAAUAAAGUUCAUUUGAUGCCGUCUAUGAAGAUGCCCAAGACAGGGAUGCCUGGGUCCAUGCCAUGCUCUCAGAGUGGUGGUGUUCCAGUCCAAGGCCUUCCUCCUAUCCAACGAGAGAUCACUUUCCCUCUGGGUUCCGUUGAAGCUACACAGCCUCAGUUGAAACCUCGUAAGAGGUUGACUUCCAAAGACAUUGGAACACCAGAGGCUUGGCGUGUGAUGAUGUCUCUGAAGUCUGGUUUGCUAGCAGAAAGCACUUGGGCCUUGGAUACCAUAAACAUCUUACUGUAUGAUGAUAACACAGUGUCAUCCUUUACCCUUUCACAGCUGCCAGGUUUCUUGGAACUCAUAGUGGAGUAUUUCAGACGAUGUUUGAUCGAGAUCUUCGGUAUCCUGAAGGAGUACGAAGUGGGUACAGAGGGCCAGAAAACACUUCUCGGUCCCAUUCAGGAGCCGACAGCCAAAAAGGAGGAAUCGGAAUCUGAGCUCAAGGAGCUGGACAGCCAUUCAGAUCCCGAGCAGCCAGAGAAAAAGCCAGAAACAGCGUCUCAAAGGCCUGUCCCCAGCAGCACAUCUGGAGCAGAUGCUUCAGAAAAGAAGAAACCAGCAGAGACGAUCGAUCAAAAAGGAGAGAAGGACAUGAAUGCGAGGAAAGAAAAAUGUCCUUCCUUAGAACCAACGGCCAAACAAGCCAGCAAGUAUGACCGACUGCCAAUAAAGGUGGAGGAAAGGGAGGCAAUCGACGACAUGGUGGAAGACCGAUCGGAGCAGCUAGGUCUUGUUGGAGAUUUUAUCAGUGGCUUGCUGCACUGGAAGGCUGGAGGUGGAGACUCCACAGCACACAUUCAGACUCACUUAGAAAGAAAGUAUCAGGAGAGAGAAUCUCAAGCCUCGCCUGUAAAGGAGUUUGAAUGGGAAAACGAACAAGGCCUGGACAGUGAGGACUGCAGUAGGGUAGAAGAGGAACCUCUUAAAGAAGCCCAAGGUUCGACAGACAAGAACCUUUCAGCUGCUGUGGUGAAUGAUGUAUCAUGUUUUGCUCCACCGACGCUACCAGAGAACGAGGCUAAAGGUUUCUCUUUACGAAACCAAGAGAACAGCAUCCCUUUGCUGGAGGAUGAGCCUCGAUGCUGGGAUGAGGCACCGCUCUCCACAGCUGAGGAUUGGCAGGAUGAGCUUGCCAAGCGCUGCAUCUGCAUCUCCAACAUAGUCCGUAGCCUCUCGUUUGUUCCAAGUAACGACGCUGACAUGGCACGCCACCCAGGCCUGGUGCUUAUACUGGGCAGGCUGGUGAUGUUGCACCACGAGCACCCAAAGCGUAAAAGGACAUCACCCACCUACCAGCGCGAGGAGGAGCGAGGCCUGGCCUGUAGCAAAGACGAGUGGUGGUGGGACUGUCUCUGUGCCUUGCACGAAAACACCUUGGUCACCUUGGCUAACAUUUCAGGGCAGCUAGAUCUGUCGAUUUAUCCUGAGAGCAUCUGCUUGCCCAUCCUAGACGGGCUUCUGCACUGGAUGGUGUGUCCAUCGGCGGAGGCCCAGGACCCUUUCUGCACAGCGGGCGGCUUCUCGUCACUGACGCCGCAGAGGCUGGUGCUGGAGUGCUUGUGCAAACUGAGCAUCCAGGACUGUAACGUGGAUCUGCUCCUGGCCACGCCGCCGCUCAGCCGGCAGGAUCGUCUCUACGCAACGUUAGUGCGCCACGUUGGUGAGCGCAAGAGUCAGGUGUGCCGCGAGAUGGCGGUGGCCGUCCUCUCCAACCUGGCGCAGGGCGACUCCACAGCAGCUCGCUCCAUCGCCCUUCAGAAGGGCAGCAUCGGCACGGUGAUCGGCUUUUUAGAGGACAGCAUCGCCAUGGCGCAGUAUCAGCAGAGCCCCCACAGCCUCCUGCACGCCGGACACCCGACGCACCCGGAGCCGCCCAGCAUCAACAUGAUGUGCCGGGCUGCUAAAGCCUUGCUGGCAAUGGCUCAGGUGGAGGAAAACCGGCCCGAGUUCGUUCUGUACGAGAGCCGGCUGCUGGACAUCACUCUGUCGUCUGUGCUGAACUCGAGCGUAGUAGCCGUUAUGUGCGAGGUAUUGUUCAAGCUCGGACGCUCGUGACACAAGCAGCAGCCCAUCAGCAAGUGCCAUCAGCGGAACGGGACGCGGCCGAGCCACAUAGAAUUGUCGGUGUUAUAUUUUUAUUUAAUAAAAAAAAAAAAAAAAGCUUACACAAAAAAAAAAAAGUUUUUACGUACAAAUUAUUAAAUAGAGAUUAUAUAUAGCUCCUCUACCCCGUUCUUUUUGCAAUUUUCAUUUGGGAUUUUUAAAUGAUUUUAAUACAGAUAUUUAAUACUUAGUUUUUUCUAUUCUUUUUUUAUGUUUUGUUUUUCUCCUCCCUCGUUAUUGUUUUAACCAAAGUUGGCAUCAGACAGAUACUGUAUGUUCGUUUUCAGAGAUUUUUGCUCUCAGAAUGUUUUUCAUUGUUUGUUUUUUUCUUGUUUGUUUAUUUGAGGAUGCAGAUUUAUUUAAAUUGUGAGAUGUGUUGUAGAUAGAACUUCUCUCUUGAAAUGUGUUGAGAUAAAGAUAAAAACACUGACUUUACUCAAGAUAUACAUGUAUCCAGCUCUAAAAAAGCUUUGUGCAAUAGGGUGUAGUUGGCUUGUUGGAGGGGAGCUUACCAAAUGUGAAUAACUCUUUACCACAGGCAAUAUUCAUAAUCUGACAACCAGUAUUGCACUGCGUCACCACACCAGUAUCCAAGGGUAAAGUGAGAGCUGGUUUUAAACUGACUUUCUUCCACCAUUAUGGCCAUAAGAUCACAGGAUUGACUCUCUGAACAUUGAAUUUUAAAGCGCUUUGGUUACCACUCCUCUCCAUUUGACUCGUGGGGCAAUUUGUAUAUAUGAGCUGUACAGUAAACAUGCCCCCUCACCUUUUUAUUUCUCCAAGAGAUGUGGUAUUUUACAGAGUGGUGGUAGUUGAUGCUAAUUAUUAACAGGAAUUUGGACAUGGAAUUUUCACCUUACCAGCUUUUGAGGGUAAUGUAACGAUGUGGAAGAUGUUCCUGUGUGGACUGUGCACACGAUUCUGUGAAACAGAUAAGAAUGACUCCCUUAAAUGGCCUUGAAUGGUGUCUGGCUUAAAAAAAAAAAGGAAAAAAAAACAAGCAUAAUAAAAACAGAGAAAAAAAACAGGCUCAUCAAAAGUCGGUUGGUGUAACUGUAAUCCAGCGAAGUUCAAAGUUAUCCCAAUAUGACUUAAGCAACAAUUCCAAUGACAAUGUACAACUCUGUGAACUUUUUUCAUGCCAUAUGAUUUGAUGACCAUUGUUUAUUAGUAUAAAGUCUUUAUACUACAUGUUCCACAUGUUUAAAAAGUAAAUGUACAUGAAAUCUG
Messenger RNA from Astyanax mexicanus (Mexican tetra), 8518 nucleotides. RefSeq names its product AT rich interactive domain 1B (SWI1-like) (gene arid1b). Bases 851 to 7240 code for a protein of 2129 amino acids. Gene Ontology annotation, molecular function: DNA binding; nucleosome binding. Gene Ontology annotation, biological process: positive regulation of DNA-templated transcription; chromatin remodeling; regulation of transcription by RNA polymerase II. The transcript has 23 exons. Gene Ontology annotation, cellular component: nucleoplasm; nBAF complex; SWI/SNF complex. Lineage: Eukaryota; Metazoa; Chordata; Actinopteri; Characiformes; Acestrorhamphidae. The record is from RefSeq and is a predicted model, not a curated record.